Messenger RNA from Dimorphilus gyrociliatus, 1536 nucleotides. Lineage: Eukaryota; Metazoa; Annelida; Polychaeta; Dinophilidae. The record is from the annotation of a GenBank genome assembly.
CAGUUUGAGAUUUUUACUCGUAGAGUUAAGAUGAAAAUUUCUAAAUUGCUUCUACUGUUAUCAACUAUAGUUCUAUUGUCUCAAGUACAUUCGGACCCGACUGGUGAACGGUGUGAAGAAUGUACUGUACAAGAUUGUUUAUAUGGUAUCCAUCCAGAUGCUGAAACUCCAGGAAUUUGUGAUUGCCGGUGUAAAGAUUGCAGUGACCAUUGUGAAAACUGUAAGUACGGAGUUCUCAAUCUGAAAUCGGAUGGUUGUCCAGAUUGUUCGUCUUGUUGCGACAAUCCCUGUGAUAGAAAUCCAUGUUCUGGUCACAAAAGCGUCUGUGUCGUGAAUAAAUAUCCGAAUCCUUUCCAAGUGAUUUGCCGAUAUGGUUAUACAUGUGUCGAACCAGAGCAUCCCGUCUUCGAUUGUAAAGAUGUGAAAUGCCCCGAUGGUCAAACCUGUAUUGAAGGUAGCCUCAAAAAUAGCAUACCAGCCAAGUGUGUUUGUCCACCUGUAUGCCAAAUCUUUUGUGAAUAUGGCAAGGUUACGGAUAAAAAUGGAUGUCCUACUUGCACAUGUAACCCACCGCCACCGUCAACAUGUAACAAGAACUCAGAUUGCCCUACAAACCAAGUUUGCGAUGUAACAACGAAAAUGUGUGGCUGCCCAGACGUGAUGUGUACUAUGUUCUGUGAAAAUGGAUUUGAACAAUUAAACGGAUGCAACAUAUGCAAAUGUAGAGAAUCAAUGUCUUGUUCGGAAAAAAGAUGUGGUCCAGGUGAAAUUUGUGUUGAAGAUAACAUUCAAUGUGAAACCGCCCCUUGUAAUAGAAAUCCACAAUGUAAAAAAUCAGAAACUUGCAGCAAAAAAUCUGAUUGUCCUACAAAUCAAGUUUGCGAUGAAGAAACGAAAACGUGCGGCUGUGCAAAAUACAUGUGUGAAAUGUUCUGCGAAGAUGGAUUUGAACAAUUAAACGGAUGUCCUAUAUGCAAAUGUAGAAAAUCAGAGUCUUGCUUGGACAAAAGAUGUGGUCCCGGAGAAACUUGUAUCGAAGAUGAUAUCCAAUGUGUAACUGCUCCAUGCUACAAAAACCCCCGUUGUGUGAAAUCAGAAACUUGCAGCAAGGACUUCGAUUGUCUUGAAAACCAAGUUUGCGAUGCAGCAACAAGAACAUGCUUGAUUUUUUGCCCAAAACUCAUGUGUGCUACGUUCUGCGAAGAUGGGUAUGAACAAGUAAACGGCUGUAAUACUUGCCAAUGUACAAAAAAAUUACAACGAAAUCAUAUUAUUGCCAUUGCUAUCACAGUUACAAUUUUAAUUUUGGUGGCUGUUGUGAUAUCAGUAUUUACUUGCCACUACAUGAAGAAAAGAGCAACAGUAAGACAAUCAGACAAUCAUCAAGACGCUGGUAAUAAACAAAUAAAAGAAGGGAUCAGUCCACCGCCCUACUACAUCCAUCCAAGUGACGAGAAAGGAAAACCUGAACAAUAUGACACUAUAGAGGUUCUACCAUCAACGCCACCUCCGCAAUACACUUCUGUAGCGUUUUAA